Oryctolagus cuniculus (rabbit) is the source of this 2060-nucleotide messenger RNA. Its product is annotated as olfactory receptor 10H1. Gene Ontology annotation, cellular component: membrane. Gene Ontology annotation, molecular function: G protein-coupled receptor activity; olfactory receptor activity. Gene Ontology annotation, biological process: G protein-coupled receptor signaling pathway. NCBI's taxonomy places the organism in Eukaryota, Metazoa, Chordata, Mammalia, Lagomorpha, Leporidae. The record is from RefSeq and is a predicted model, not a curated record.
AUGCAGGGAGCCAAUUACUCAGAAGUUACUGAAUUCAUCCUCAUUGGCUUCUCCACCUUCCCCCACCUUCAGAUGAUGUUCUUCCUGCUGUUCCUGCUGAUGUACCUGUUCACGCUGCUGGGUAACCUGCUUAUCAUGGUAACCAUCUGGAGUGAACACAGCCUGCACACACCCAUGUACCUCUUCCUGUGUGCCCUCUCCAUCUCUGAGAUCCUCUACACUUUUGCCAUCAUCCCACGCAUGCUGGCUGACCUGCUCUCCAUCCAUCACUCCAUCACUUUCUUGGCCUGUGCAAACCAGAUGUUCUUCUCCUUCACAUUCGGCUUCACUCACUCAUUUCUACUCACUAUCAUGGGCUAUGACCGCUACGUGGCCAUCUGCCACCCCCUGCGCUAUAACAUGCUCAUGAGCCCCCAGGGCUGUGCCUGCCUGGUAGCCUGGUCCUGGGCUGGUGGCUCAAUCAUGGGAAUGGUGGUGACAACAGCCAUUUUCCACCUUACCUUCUGUGGACCUAAUGAGAUCCACCAUUUUGCUUGCCAUGUGCCACCUCUCUUGAAGUUGGCCUGUGGAAAUGGCGUACCAGUAGUAGCCAAGAGUGUGGGUCUAGUGUGUAUCAUGGCCCUGCUUGGCUGCUUUCUCCUCAUACUACUCUCCUAUAUCUUCAUUGUAGCCACCAUCUUGAAUAUCCCAUCAGUUGAGGGUCGACACAAAGCCUUCUCCACCUGUGCAUCCCACCUCACUGUGGUGGUUGUGCACUAUGGCUUUGCCUCUGUCAUCUACCUCAAGCCCAAGGGUCCUCAGUCUCUGGAGGGUGACACCUUGAUGGGCAUUACAUAUACAGUCCUCACUCCAUUCCUCAGCCCCAUCAUCUUCAGUCUUAGGAACAAGGAGCUGAAAAAUGCAAUGAAAAAGACUUUCCUCAGCAAAUUCUACCCAGAAAAAAUGUAAUGAUCUGAGAUAAACUACUUGGGAAAAACCAGGUUGGGUAACCAAAUUCUAUUAGAAAUGACACCUCUGUUAGAAAUGAGCAUAUACUAAGUUAUGUUUGAUGCUUUAAGGUUUAUAGCAACAUUUGUUGACUACCCACAAAUGUUUUCACAUGAUUAAUCAACAUCAGAGAUUUAUUUGGAAAAUAGGGAUAUAUGAAAUAAUAACCCAGAAAAUAAUAAUUGAUUAUUUCUACCUGCAGCAGGACACAUUCUCAAUUAGCUACAAACCUGGAAUCUGUUUUCCUCCUGCUGAAACUCAAGGCCAUCUACUACUGCCAACAAUACAUACCCAUAAAGGAAAAAAAUAGAAGACUUCAUGCCCUACUUUCUUUUUUUCUUUUUUUGACAGGCAGAGUGGACAGUAAGAGAGAGAGACCAAGAGAAAGGUCUUCCUUUGCCAUUGCCGUUGGUUCACCCUCCAAUGGCCGCUGCGGCCGGCGUGCUGCAGCCGGCGCACCAUGCUGAUCCGAUGGCAGGAGCCAGGUACUUAUCCUGGUCUCCCAUGGGGUGCAGGGCCCAAGGACUUGGUUCAUCUUCCACUGUUUUCCCAGGCUAUAUCAGAGAGCUGGAUCAGAAGUGGAGCACCUGGGACUCGAACCAGCACCCAUAUGGGAUGCCAGCACUGCAGGUGGUGACUUUACCCACUACACCACUGCACCAGCCCUUCACUCUCUUCUUAAAAUAGGUCUAGUAGGUCCUAACAGCAAGGAAACUGAUCUUUCUCCAAACAUCCUAACAUCCUUAUAAAAUUUUCUGGCACAGGAGGGCAAGUGAAAUUUAUUAUAUAGUGGACGAUACAUCCUUGGAAUAGUGAUGGAAUGUUUCUAUAACUCAUAAUCUUUUGUUACUAUAAAAUAAGGUUUAUUCUUUUUUUCAAAGAUUUAUUUUAUUUAUUUGAAAUACAGAGUUACAGAGAGAGGAAGAGACAGAGAGAGAGGUCUUCCAUAUGCUGGUUCACUCCCCAGAUGGCAUCAACAACUGGAGCUGCACUGAUCUGAAGACAGGAGCCAGGAGCUUCUUUCAGGUCUCCCAUGAGGGUGCAGGGGCCCAAGUACUUGGACCAUCUUCUAC